This is a messenger RNA of Paramisgurnus dabryanus, 1981 nucleotides long. It is a transcript of the gene taco1, whose product is annotated as translational activator of mitochondrially encoded cytochrome c oxidase I. The record is from RefSeq and is a predicted model, not a curated record. Gene Ontology annotation, cellular component: mitochondrion. NCBI's taxonomy places the organism in Eukaryota, Metazoa, Chordata, Actinopteri, Cypriniformes, Cobitidae.
GUGUCGCUGUCAUUUUGGUUCGUGUGGAAUAAAUCAGCGUUAAGUUUCAAAAACUAUGCUGAAGAAUACAACUAAACCAAAUAAUAAAAACUUUGUUAGAGUUUGACAUUUAAAUUCAUUUUAAUUUCGUAAAUAAUGCUUACAGAUGAUACUAAUUAUGGUCGUAUCAUUGUUUUAAAGCCUUUAAACGACCUUGUUACAGCCCCGAAUGAGGCUUAAGUGACUGAAGGACAAUGUUAGGAGAAAUGAUGCAGAGAGCUUUCACACAGGCAGUGAGAUUUUCUUCGGCUCUGCAGUGUCCAGUCCUACAUUCAUACAGAUGGCUGCACACGAACCCUGCGCUCUUUGCUGGACAUAACAAAUGGUCCAAAGUAAAGGACAUUAAAAUACCUAAAGAUGCUGCUCGAGCCCGGUUGAUCGCCAAGUACACCAUGAUGAUUCGGAUCGCAGUCAGAGAGGGAGGACCCAAUCCAGAAUUUAACAUUGGCUUGGCACAACUUUUGGAACAGUGCCGGAACAAGAAUUUCCCGAAAGCCACUGUAGAAGGAGCAAUAAAAGGAGCUAAGUCUAAACCAGGAAUGCAGCAUCUCUAUGAGGCCACAGGUCCAGGUGGCUGCACGUUACUUAUCGAGAUUUUGACUGACAACAACACACGAUCCCAUCAAGAAAUAAAGCGUAUCAUGACUAAACAUGGUGGGGCGCUAUGUGAAGGAGGACGUCGUAACUUUGACAGGAAAGGUGUUGUGUCAGCAUCCAGAGAUGACAUUACUUUUGAAAAAGCUCUAGAUUUAGCCAUUGAGGCAGGUGCUGAAGAUGUACAGGAGACUGAGGAUGAGGAGGAGAGACCUAUACUACAGUUUAUUUGUGAUAUGGCGUCAAUGAAGGCUGUUCGGAGCGCUCUAGAAAGUCUGGGGGUUCACACACUUUCAUCCGGUAUGGAGUUUAUUUCUCACACGCCAUCUCUCUUGAAUCAGACUCAGUUGGAGACAGCAUCAUCCCUGCUGGAGGCUCUCAAUGACAGCCCUGAUGUGGUUCGAGUGUGGGAUAACAUCCAGGCACAGAAUUAGCACUCACAGGAAGGGAUGUGAUUGAUAUACAGUACAGAAGGAUUCACAGAUGGAUGGACUGAUCAUAGAUCCACCUGCUUAAAGAGCCUUAAUAUAUCAGAAACUGACUUUUUUAUGCAUAAUGUCUCACUGGACUCUGACAAUAUACCCAUUAUCGGUUAAGACCGUCGGUAAAGACGUUUUAUUCAUGGAUAUAAAAAUGUGCAGAGAUCAAAAAUGUGUGUUCAAAAGAAUAAAAAAACUCAUACCAACCAAUAAAAAAAGACACACAGGACAAAAAUUUCCCAGAUAUUUAAUACUCAGAUAACUACUCAGAUUCAAAAUUUAAAUUCGGGUACUUUUCUGUUUUUAUUUAGGUUUUUGAUGGUGCACUGUGCAUGUGUUUUGAUAUGGUUAAAAUAUGACCUCAAAUAUCGCCUGUGAAUAAAAAAAGAUUUUCAAAGAACCUUUAGAGGAAUCUUUAACAUAUUGGGCCCUAUUUUAAGGAUCUGAGCGCAUGGUCUAAAGCACGUGGUGCAAGUGCACUUAGGGUGUUUCCGAAUCCACUUUUGUUAGUUUAGCGACAGGAAAAAUGGUUUGUGCGCCUGCCACACAGUCUCAAAAGGUUGUUCAUAUUUUCGUAAUGAGUAAUGGGUGUGUUUUGGGUGUAACGUACAAUAAACCAUUGGGAGUCUCAUCACCCAUCCCCUUUAAAACCCAGUUGCGCUUGCCCAUGCCGAUUCCCUUUUUACAUGGCAGAGUUUAUAUGUGGAAAAACUAUAAGCAGAGGAAGGCCACCACUUUAAGAUUGAUGUUGAAAAUUGCGUUGUGUUUUAUUUAUUGAAAUGGUUAUUUGUAUAAAUAAAGCUUUGGUUCUCUUUAAAAGUCGUUCUUUCAGUCCUGGACUUUUAAGUAAAAUAAGAUGAUAAAGUAUG